Caenorhabditis angaria is the source of this 4838-nucleotide messenger RNA. The record is from the annotation of a GenBank genome assembly. Lineage: Eukaryota; Metazoa; Nematoda; Chromadorea; Rhabditida; Rhabditidae.
AUGCAUUCUGGAAAUGAGAAGAAAAAUGAUAAAAAUCAUGUGAAGGAUGGAAUUAUUGAUUUAUUUGCUGGAACUUGUGGUGAGUGUUUUUGUGGGUGAAAAAUUUGGAAAAUUUCAUGAAAAAUGAGAUAAAACUCAACAUUUUUGAAGAAAAAUGAAAAUUUUGAUGAAAAUUUGGAAUUUUUUCCAUGAAAAUUCGAGAAAUUUGAUGAAAAAGUAGAUAAAGCUCGAAUUUUAGAAGAAAAAUUGAAAAUCCUGAUUUUCCUCACAAUCAGAUUUCUGAUAUGUUUGAGCAAAAUUGGAGCAUUUUCAGAUAAUAUCUGAAUUUACAGCGAAAUUUUUGAGCCAAGUCUAGAAACUCUUCAAAUUUUUAAGUCAAUGUCUCAAAAUGCCACGUCAUAGCUCAUUCCGGCUGAAAAUUUUCGUCUAAAUCUGAAUUUACAGCGAAAUUUUCAUUUAAAAAAAUGUUUUUCUUGAAAUUUGAAUUUCUAGCCAAAAAAUCACAAAAUUGUUGAGCCAAUUCUCAAAAAUGCCACGUCAAAGCUCAUUUCAGCUGAAAUUAACUGAAAAAUUAAUAAAAACAAGCCAAUUUUGCCACGUCAUAACUCAAAAUUUUCGCGCAGGUGGAAUCGCAAAUGUCUACGCUGGUCAACCAUUAGACACAGUCAAAGUAAAAGUCCAAACUUUCCCACAUUUAUAUUCAAAUUGGCGAGUUUGUCUAAAAGACACUUAUAAAUUGGACGGAAUACGUGGUUUAUACGCUGGAACACUGCCAGCUUUGGCUGCAAAUAUCGCUGAAAAUGCGAUUCUCUUCACAGCCUAUGGAUAUUGUCAAAAAACGGUGGCAAAAGUUAGCGGAACUCGAGAUGUUGCCGAGAUGUCACCGGUACAAAAUGCGAUUUCCGGAAGCUUCGCGGCGGUUUUUGCCGCGAUGGUUUUGUGUCCGACGGAAUUGGUCAAGUGUCGAUUGCAGGCGGCGAGAGAGAUGAAAUUGAAGUGCACACCGUUUUCGGUUUGUCGUGAUAUUGCGGCUGAGAAGGGGAUUCGUGGGUUUUUCACUGGAAUGACACCGACGCUGGCGAGAGAGGUGAUUUUUUUGAUACCAAACAUGAUUAGGGUUACUGUAGCCUGAAAAACUACAGUAAUCUCGGAUUUUUAAUGCCAAAAAAAGUGAAAAAGCCUUGAUUUUCCUCGGAAAAUUUUUGAAAAAUGAGAAUUUUCAUUUGAAAAAUAUUUGAAACGUAAAAUUUUUAGGAAAUUUAAUUUCCAUGAAAAUUUCAAUAAAAUUUCUGGAAAUGACCUGAAUUCAAUUUUUCACUGAAUUUCCAGCCUAAAAUUUUUAAUUUUGCACAAUUUUCGAAGAGAAUUUUUAUUUUAAAAAUAUUUGAAACAGUGAAUUUUUGGAAAUCAAAUUUUCAAUAAAUUUUUAAACCUAAAUCCAAUUUUUCACUGAAUUUCCAGCUUCAAAAUUUGAAUUUUGCAUAAUUUUCAAAGAGAAUUUUUAUUUGAAAAAUAUUUGAAACGUAAAAUUUUUGGGAGAUUUAAUUUUCAUGAAAAUCUCUGGAAAUGACCUAAAUUCAAUUUUUCACUGAAAAAUCUGAAUUUCCAGCCUAAAAUUUCGAAUUUUGCAUAAUUUUUAGUUAUUUGAACAAAUGGAAUAAUUUUAAUUUCAGUUAAUUUUUAUUUGCAAAAAAUUUGAAACAGUGGAUUUUCUAAAAACUAAAUUUCAUCAAAAAUUCUUUAAAAUUUCAAAAAAAUCUCGAGAGAUGACCUAAAUUCAAUUUUUACAGAAAAAUCUGAUUUUCCAGCCUAAAAUUUCGAAUUUUGCAUAAUUUUACUAGGAUUUGACCCCAAAAACUACAGUAAUCUCGGAUUUUUAACGCCAAAAAAAUUGAAAAAGCCUUGAUUUUCCGCCGAAAAAUAAAGUGAAUUAAGAAUUUUCUUCGCAAAAUUUUUGAAAAAUUAGAAUUUUUAUUUGAAAAAAUUUGAAACAGUGAAUUUUUGGAAAUCAAAUUUUCAAUAAAAUUUUUAACCUAAAUUUAAUUUUUCACUGAAUUUCCAGCUUCAAAAUUUCGAAUUUUGCACAAUUUUCAAAGAGAAUUUUAAUUUGAAAAAUAUUUGAAACGCACACCUCGGCCAAGCCGUCGCUGGCCAGAAUACAAUUUUUUGAAAAAAUCUGAAUUUCAGUUUUUAGAGGUCAAAAACUGGAAAAAUUCACAAUUUUUGUACUGUAAAAUGUUAGCGUUCAAUUUUUAUUGUGAAAACCACGAUUUUGGCCGAGGUGUGUUGAAACGUAAAAUUUUCGGGAAAUUUAAUUUCCAUGAAAAUUUCAAUAAAAUUUCGGGAGAUGACCUAAAGGAAUUGAGAGUUAGUGCAACUUUUGCGGCUGAAAAUCCUGAUUUUCAGACUUCUAGAUCAGAUUUCCGCGCUGGAAACGCUGGAAUCGUUGAUUUUCAGCGAUUUUCAGUGAUUCCAGCGUUUUCAGCGCAAAAUUUUAGCCAGGAAACUUUCUUCCAGCUAAAUAUAAGCUAGAAAAAGUUAUCCAAAGUCUGUUAUCAAAGAAAUCUGGAUUCCCAAAAUUCCCGGCUGAAUUUUUGUGCUGAAAACGAUGAAAUUGUUGAUUUUCAGCGAUUUUCAGUGCUUCCAGCAUUUUCAGCACAAAAUUUUGAUCUAGAAACUUUUUUCAGCAAAAAAAUUGGGCUGAAAAAAACUAUCCAAACUGUUUUUGGCUGAAAAUCCAGAUUUUCAGAUUUCAAAAUUUCGAAUUUUGCAUAAUUUUUCUAGGGCAAAGUUUGUUCAUAUUGGAAAAAAUUUCAGUGAAUUUUUAUUUGAAAAAUAUUUGAAAUGUAUAAUUUUUGGGAAAUUUAAUUUCCAUGAAAAUUGCAAUAAAAUCUCUGGAAAUGACCUAAAUUUGAUAAAAUCUGAAUUUCCAGCUUCAAAAUUCGAAUUUUGCAUAAUUUUUAGUUCUUUCAACUAGUGAAAUUAUUUCAAUUCCAGUUAAUUUUUAUUUGAAAAAUAUUUGAAACGUAUAAUUUUUGGGAUAUUUAAUUUCCAUGAAAAUUUCAAUAAAAUCUCUGGAAAUGACCUAAAUUCAAUUUUCAAUGAAUUUCCAGUUUCAAAAUGCGAAUUUUGCACAAUUUUCGAAGAGAAUUUUUAUUUGAAAAAAUUUGAAACGUAAAAUUUUUUUGGAAAUUUUUUUCAUAAAAAAUUCAGAAGCUGAAUUUUUCGCUCAUCAAAAAAAAUAUAUGUUGAAAAUCCCCAAUUUUUGCAGGUUCCCGGUUAUUUCUUCUUCUUCGGAGCCUACGAAACAUCUCGAUAUCUAUUGACAAAAGAAGGGCAGAAAAAAGAUGACAUCGGAUUGUUCCGCACUGGUUUAUCGGGUUCAAUUGGUGGAAUGGCACUUUGGACAUCGAUUUAUCCGGCUGAUGUUGUCAAAUCGAGAAUGCAAGUUAGCGGAAAUGGCACUUUUAUGUCGACAUUGAAGGAUGUUGUCAAAGAGAAUGGUGGGUGGUUUUUCGGAAUUUUUUUGCUGAAAAAAUAGCACAUUUUCAACCUUGGGAAAUACAGGAAAAUAAAAAAUUUUCAAAAAAAAUUCACUAAAAUUUUUCGCUGGUUCAUGGUUUCCAUAUUAUCCGAAAAAUUGCGCAAAAUUCGAAAAAUUCAGUUUUCAUUGAAAAAAUUAAAUUUAGGUCAUCUCCCUAAUUUUUUGAGAUUUUAGAGAAUUUUUGAUGAGAUUUGGUUCUUAGAAAAUUCACUGUUUCAAUUAUUUUUUAAAUAAAAAUUCACCAGAAUUAAAAUAUUACACCAUAUGAUUUCAAUGAAAAUUUAGCAAAAUUCAAAAUUUUAAGCUCGAAAUUCAGUUUUUAUUGUGAAAAAAUUGAGCUCACGUGAUCUACCGAGCUUUCGUGAAAUUUUGAAGAAUUUUAUAUGAGAUUUGAUUUUCUGAAAAUUCACUGUUUCAAAUAUUUUUAUUAGAAAAAUAUUGGUUUUAAAAUUCAAUUCGGUGAAAUUUUCUGAAUCUCGAAAAAUUCAGUUUUUAUUGUAAAACCUUGAACUUAUUUCGAUUUUUCGUGAGAUUUCAGAGAAUUUUUGAAUUUUUAUUUCCAAAAAAUUCACUGUUUCAAAUAUUUUUCAAAUAAAAAUUCACCAAAAUUAAAAUAUUAAAUACACCAAUUUAAUAUUUUAAAAUUUAUGCAAAAAUUGAAUUUUUAAGCUCGAAAUUCAGUUUUUUUUGUAGAAAAUAAAAUUUGGGUCAUCUCCCAAAUUUUUUUUGAGAUUUUAAAGAAUUUUUGAUGAAAUUUGAUUUCCAAAAAAUUCACUGUUUCAAUUAUUUUUCUAAUAAAAAUUUGCUGAAAUUAAAUUAUUGAUAGUUUUCAUAUUUGUUGGGAUUUACUCAUUGAUUUCAUUUUCACUCAGGGUUUUCAAUUUUUGGAAAAAAACAAUUCCCAGAAAAUUCACUGUUUCAAAUAUUCUUGAUAAAAAAUAUGGGAUUUGAAGUUCAGUGCAGAUUCUUUUGUUAUCGCAAAAAAGGGUGAAUAAAAAAAAAUUUUUUGAAAAUUUUCUCAGAAAAAAUAAAAUUCACUGUUUCAAAUAUUUUUAAUAGAAAAAUAUUGGUUUCUAAAUUCAGUCACAUCUAGUAUCGCUUUAAUCAUCUGAAAAAUUUGAACAAAAAAACUGCCGGGAAAAUACUCAUCCAAUUAAAAUUCAAAUUUUGUUUUCCAGGAAUUCGUGGCCUUUACAAAGGUCUUCUUCCAACAAAUAUUCGAUCAAUGCUCGCUUCUGGAUGUCUUUUUAUCACCUAUGAAGAAUCCAGGAAAUUUAUGCAUAUGAUUUUCUAA